AGUGUAAUUUAACACUGUUUGGAAAAUAUUUUUUCCCUUCUAAAUGAAAUUGUUAAAUUAAAAUUAUGAUAAUACGAUUUUUAUUUAUUUUUCUAAAUUUAAUUUUUGUUUUUGGCAAUGAAACGAGUGAUGAUAGUUUUUGUGCUGCACAAAAAAACUGUACGAGUUGUUUACGUACAACAAAUUGUGUUUGGUGUUCUUUGACGACUAUUCAACCAAUAGUCCGAUGUGUAACAAGGGAAAGAUUCAAAACAGAAGGGGAAUUAUGGUGUGCAAAAAAGUCAGAGGUAGUGGAUGAUUUUUCAAAAUUGAAAAUAGUUGAAGACCGUCCUCUUUUAUCUAAUAAAGGAAGUGAGCCAAUUCAAGUACAACCUCAAAAAAUUCGCAUUCGCCUUAGAACAGGGGAAGAGAAACGUGUAACCUUAAAAUAUAGUCUUGCACAAGACUAUCCAGUUGAUCUUUAUUAUUUAAUGGACCUAUCAGCCUCAAUGGAAAAUAAAAGGGAUCAAUUGUCCGAACUCGGAUUACAAUUGGCAGAUGCAAUGAAAAAAUUAACGUUAAAUUUUCGUCUUGGCUUUGGAAGUUUUGUGGAUAAAGUUGUUUUACCAAUGACAAAUACUCAACCCGAAAGAUUAGUUGUUCCAUGCAAUUUUAUAUCGGUUUCAAAUUCGUGUACUGUCCCAUAUGGAUAUCGAAAUCAAUUAUUUCUAACUGAGGAUAUAUCUCUCUUUAAGACACGUGUGAAACAGGCGUCAAUUUCUGCAAAUAUGGAUGCACCUGAGGGUGGAUUAGAUGCAAUGUUACAAGCAAUGGUCUGUACAAAAGAUAUUGGUUGGAGGCCUAAAGCCCGACAUCUUAUGGUUUUUUCAACAGAUGAUAAAUAUCAUAUUGCUGGUGAUGGCAAACUUGCAGGCAUAGUAGAACCAAAUGAUGGGCUUUGUCACUUGGACGAAGAUGGAUAUUACACUUACUCUUUGCUUCAAGAUUAUCCAUCAAUUGCACAGAUAAAUAAAGUAGCACAAGAAAAUAACAUUAACAUCAUAUUUGCAGUACCGCCAGAUGAAAAUAUUACUUAUUAUCUUUUGUCAAAAAGUAUUAUUGGUUCCUCAAUCGGUCUCUUGGAAAACGAUUCCACAAAUGUUGUUGCCUUAAUUAGUAACGAGUAUGAGAAAUUGGUAAGUUCUGUGACGAUGUCGGAUAAUGCGACAAAAGCAAUUGAUGUAAAGUACUUUUCGAGAUGUUUAGAAGAAUCUAAGGACUUGAAGGAAAGUCGUGAAUGCGAAGGUCUUCGUGUCGGUAAUGUCGUCGAGUUUGAAAUACUUUUAAAGGCGUUAAAUUGUCCUGAGAAUCCAGACGAAUGGCAACAAAAUAUCCAGAUAAGGCCCACAGGUCUUGACGAAAGUCUCACUGUCGAGUUGCAAUUAAUUUGUGAUUGUCCCUGCGAUAGAGAUAAUCAUCCGAAUAAUAUACCGGAAAGUUUAAGUUGCAAAGGGAAUGGUACAUUAAUUUGUGGCGUUUGUCAUUGUGAUCAUGGUUUUUAUGGAAAAUUUUGCGAAUGUAAGGGAAAUAUGAAUGAUGAUAGUGAAUCGAUAAUAGAAGAUUGUAGUCCAAAUGGAGAAGAGAAAAUUUGCAGUGGACGUGGAACAUGCAAAUGUGGAGUUUGUGAUUGUGACAAACGAGUUAAUUCGAGAGAAUUUUUUUAUGGAAAAUAUUGCGAAUGUGAUAAUUUCUCCUGUAAACGAAAUAGUGCUAAAUUGGUUUGCGGUGGACGAGGUAAGUGUGAAUGCGGCACGUGCAAUUGCUUUCCAGGUUGGACUGGUGAUACUUGCGAUUGCAAAGAAACUAAUAGAACGUGUAAGCCGAAGGAUGAUACGAAUGAAAUUUGCAGUGGUCAUGGUGAUUGCAUUUGUGGAAAAUGCCAUUGUCACCAAAAAGGAAAUAUUCGUUAUUCAGGACAAUUUUGCGAAGAUUGCCCGACUUGUCCGGAGAAACUAUGUGAAGAAUUUAAAGAUUGUGUCGAAUGCUUUGUGCAUAAUUCGGGUCCAUUAGUUGCUGAAAAUGGAUGUGAAUCAUGUCCUCAUCAUAUUAAUGUCGUAAAACUAAUUCAAGAAGAGGCUACUGAUAAAGAAACUGGAGCUCAAAUAUGUAAAGUUCCUGGAGAUGGUGAUUGCACUUUUGCCUUUAAAUACAAAUCCUAUCGAGAGGGUUUGGGGGGAGAUAUAAAAGCUUAUGAAAUCACUGCCCAAGAAAGUAAAGAAUGUCCCGAACCAGUAAAUGCUAUGGGAAUUGCAAUGAGCGUUAUUAUAUCAACUGUAAUUCUUGGUUUACUUGUUCUAUUAGUUUGGAAAGUAUUAACUGAAAUACAUGACAAGAGAGAAUUCGCGAAAUUUGAAAAUGAGCGAACACUAGAAAAAUGGAGUCAGCAAGAUAAUCCUUUGUAUAAACAAGCAACAACAACAUUUGAUAAUCCUACGUUCAGUAGUCUCUACAAGGAUUCAUAUUCUGACGAUUAAAAUUUUUUUACAUAGGUGACAAUAAUAAUUUAUUCAAAGAAAACAUAAAUAAUGCUCAUCGCAUCAAGUGAAUAAGAAGAAUACCUACCGAUGAUAUAUUCUGAGAAAAAAACUCCUUUGUUUCAUUUUUGGACUUGACUCCUUAAUUAAGAUAUUUUUUUUCAAGACAAGGCUUCGACACUUGACCAUUAUAUUCUCUUCUUGGAAUUUUUUCAAGUAUAAAAUCAAUUUUUACUUUCAUACUACCAGCGGUAUAAUUCUUUAGCUUUGCAGCAAUAAUUCAACAAUAAGAUGAUGAGGGGUCAAAGAAUAAUAAUCGGAAGAAGAAAAUAAACGAAAAUGUCUAUGUAAUAAUUAUUGUUCAAGUAAACAGUAAUUAUUAAUUUUGAACAAGCAUAAACGGAAACAAUUGAGAACGAGACAAUUCAUUUAUGUAUAUGAUUAAAUAUUAUACGAAAAAAAGGAGGGAAAAACAAAAAUAAUGAUACAAAGAAUUAAAUUAUUCCUGCUAUUUUUUUCCAUAGCAAUUAUUGGAAAAUUAUUAUUAAAAUUACUUAAAAAUGAAAAUUAUUUAAAGUAAUUUUUUGUUAGAAUUAAAUGAAAAUUAAUUUUCUAUUUAAAAAUACUCAUUUCCUUCCAGUUGCAAAUGUGUAUUUUUUUCUAUGAAAAUUUCUUUUUGAAGUUAAUAUUUUCUUUUUAUUUUCUGCAAAUAAAUUACAACUGAAUCCAGUUACUGGCGCUGUGGAAUGAAGGCGAACUAAGUGAAUGUAAGCCAUGUUGUUUAAUUAUUAUACUGAGAAACGACCAAUCCGCUUCAUGCGACUUAAUGUACUCCCCUUGUGAGGCAGUCUCUUCCUUUCUACAACAUAGUCGUUGAUUCCUUUUUUUUCUUGCUUUGUAUCAAUUAGCAAAAAUUAUAUUCUACUAUUCUUUUUAACACUCUAUUUUAUUGACAAAUAUUAUUAAAAUUAUUUUUUCCUUAUUAUUACUAUUAUUAUUUACUAUUAUUAUUUACUAUUAUGUUGUUACUAAUUCACAGUAAAUACCAGUUGCCAACUCACAUAAAGUUUUCUGAACGGGAAAAAUUUUAACGUGUUGUAAGAACCUGAAACUAUUAUUGGCGGGUUUCAGGACCUCAAUUAUUCAAAAUUUGUAAAAGUUAUUCACGAUUAAACUUGAGAGCAAGGUCACACAGAAACUGUAUUUGCACUGAGGGUUAAAAAGUUUUUUAUGUUUAUUAACAAACAUUGACAAUAACAACAAACUUCACUAUUACAGUAUUAUCAAAUAAAUUUUUACAUGAAACAAAUAAUGUUUAUUUGAAAUAACUAAACUGUAUUUCAAACAAAUAUCAUUUAAUUGACUCGAAUAAAAAUUAUUUGGUUCAAGUAAAUAUUUAUUUGAUAAUAGACAAGUAACCGAUUAUUUAUUGAAUAAAAUAAAUUUUUUUUCAGUGCAUAGAAUAUAAAUGUGUCUAACUAAUACUGACCUUUGCUACUUUUUAUUAUACGGGAAAACCAAGAAUUAGAGUAAAUGUCCCUAUUACCGAAGUUUUAAUUG
This is a messenger RNA of Leptopilina boulardi, 4073 nucleotides long. Its product is annotated as integrin beta-PS-like. NCBI's taxonomy places the organism in Eukaryota, Metazoa, Arthropoda, Insecta, Hymenoptera, Figitidae. The record is from RefSeq and is a predicted model, not a curated record. Gene Ontology annotation, cellular component: integrin complex; cell surface; focal adhesion. The coding region runs from base 66 to 2513 and encodes 815 amino acids. Gene Ontology annotation, molecular function: integrin binding. Gene Ontology annotation, biological process: integrin-mediated signaling pathway; cell adhesion mediated by integrin; cell-matrix adhesion. The transcript has 16 exons.